Conger conger (European conger) is the source of this 6512-nucleotide messenger RNA. RefSeq names its product macrophage stimulating 1 receptor a (gene mst1ra). Gene Ontology annotation, biological process: nervous system development; cell migration; phagocytosis. Gene Ontology annotation, molecular function: protein binding; transmembrane receptor protein tyrosine kinase activity; ATP binding. The record is from RefSeq and is a predicted model, not a curated record. NCBI's taxonomy places the organism in Eukaryota, Metazoa, Chordata, Actinopteri, Anguilliformes, Congridae. The coding region runs from base 325 to 4416 and encodes 1363 amino acids. Gene Ontology annotation, cellular component: signaling receptor complex; membrane. The transcript is spliced from 21 exons.
ACCUCUUUCCAAGGAGGACAGCCGAGUAAGCUACGGGACAGUUUUAAAAGUAGACUACAAACUGAUUUACUAUUGUCAAAAUAGCGUUGUAGGGUUAUUAUACAGAGCUUGAACUACUACAUCAAAAAAUGGAUUAUGACUACUUUAUCGUUGCUGUCCGUGUGCGAAUAUGAAGACAUGCUGUGAAAGAUUUCUGUGUGAAAGAGACUGUCAUUUUAGUUAUUUAAUUCAGACCACAGGAUGACCUGGCUGAGAAGCUUCUCCAACCUAGCAACCUGUAGGUAACAGACAUUGCCUGUGUGUGAUUGGUUGCUGUUGCUUGGCAUGGAGAUGGUUCCAUGGGCCAUACUCCUGAUGACAUGCAUCUGGCUACAGAGUCUCACCACUGCCACCCCGGACUCCUGCCCAGUGACACCACGCAAGUCUGUGGAUUUUUCUAUCACCUACAGUUUGCCCUCCUUCCAAACACUGAACCCCAUACAAAACAUUGUGGUAGAUUUGUGGUCGCAGGAGGUGUAUGUGGCUUCUAGGAAUGUCCUGGAGGGUUUGAACGCCAGCCUGGGAAGGAUAUGGGAGGUGCGUACUGGCCCUGUAGGCAGCCCGGAGUGUGAAAUCUGUAAAUCAUGUCCCAUUCCAAUAGAUCCUAACCAUUCCGAGGACACGGACAAUGAGAUCUUAUUGUUGGACCCACAGCUUCCGUAUUUAUAUACUUGUGGGAGCUCUCAGUAUGGAGUCUGUUAUUUCCACAACCUCAAGGUACAACCCCCAGAUUCAUCAAAAUGCCUGUUUAAAGAAGAGUCAAAUUCCCCCGCCCACUGCCCGGAUUGCGUGGCCAGUCCUCUUGGCACAAAAGCCAGCAUCGUAGACGUCGGUCACACGGCCUACUUUUUCGUGGCAGCAACUGUUGAUGAGCACGUGACUCAGCAGUAUGGGAGACAGUCCAUAUCAGUGCGCCGACCUUUGUCAACUGAGGACGGCUUCGACAUGGAUGUGCAAGGCCUCACAGUGUUGCCAAACCUACGUGCGUCCUAUCCCAUUGAUUACAUCUACAGCUUUGCCACACGAGACUUUGUGUACUUCUUGUCAGUACAGAGGGAGAAUCCAGAUUUGGAGUCCUCCCCGUUACAGACGAGGCUCGGACAGCUGCCGAGCCAGGACUGGGAAAUGUGGAGGUACCGGGAAGUGGUGCUCGAGUGCCGCUUCGAACCCAAACGAAGGAGGAGGAGUGCAGCGUACCACGAUGUGAUCUACAACGCAGUGCAGGCGGCACAUUUCGGGAAAGCUGGGAAGCUGUUUGCCAGUGAGCUGGGUGUUCCGGAGGAGGAUGAUAUUCUGUACGGGGUGUUUGCCGUGACGGAUGAGGAUGGAGUGCCCCUUGAUGACUCUGCCCUCUGUGCCUUCCCAAUGAAAGUUGUGAACACGGCCAUCGAGAAGGGAGUGAAGGCCUGCUGCAGCGUCAGCCCGGAGCAGCUCUCCCGGGGCCUCUGCUACUUUCAGCCCUGCGAGAGCUGUCCUCAUGAGAGCAAGGAGAACAAUGGCACGUGUGAGAAUAAGCCCACCAUGGUAUCCAAACCCUGCUACAGGGUGGACCUCUUCAACAGACAGAUACGGAACGUCCUGUUCACCUCUGUGCUGGUUACCACCUUCCAAUACCAAACCAUCGCUCACAUUGGGACAAAAGAUGGGCGGAUGCUACAGUUCAUUCUGAGAAGAUCCAGCCCCAUUCUCUUUGCCAAUUACUCUUUGGCAGAGAAUGAGAAAGUGUCUCCAAUUGCCGCUGUGCAGUCAGAAGACUCCUUGCUCUUUGUGGUGGGAAACAAGAUGUUCAGCAUUUCCCCCAGAGGUCCAGGCUGUCGCCAUUUCCUCACCUGCAGCCUGUGCCUGACGGCCCCCAGGUUUAUGGGCUGCGGCUGGUGUUCAGGGGUCUGCUCCUGGCAGCAGGAGUGCAGUGGCCGGUGGAGGAAUGUGUCCUGUCCUCCUGUCCUCACUGAGUUCUACCCGAAGACAGCGCCCCCUGAUGGUGAGUCGGAGCUUACGCUGUGUGGCUGGGAGUUUCAGUCCCCUCUGCGGCCUGCCAUUAGGCCUGCAACUCACCUGGUGAGGGUGGGGCAGACACCCUGUACAGUAUUGUCAGAGAGGAGCUCUAUCUCUAAGCUGGUGUGUAAAAUCCAUGCAAGGCAGGAACCUCAGUCUGUCCCUAUCACUGUGGAAGUAAAUGAGGUGGUGGUGGAGGGACGUUACUCCAUCGACGGGACAGCCCAGAUUGAUGGAUUCACUUUUGUGGCACCAAACAUCACAGAGGUCACACCAGUCUAUGGGCCCAGAUUUGGGGGCACCCUGAUCAAUGUGACAGGGCAACACCUGAAUGCUGGAAACAGUAGAAGAGUUACUCUGGAUGGGGAGCCGUGUGUUAUCAACAGUGUUUCAGCAGGUAGCGGGAACCUUUCCUCAAUCAUCUGUGUCACAGAGCCUGUGGCCGAGCUGAAGGAGGCUGUCCUGAUAGUCCACAUUGACAAGUCCCGCGUGCCCACCUCUAAGACCUUCCACUACAGAGAGAACCCAGAGAUCACCCAGCUGUACCCACCUUGCAGCUUCAGCGGAGGGUCCAGUGUUACCAUCACAGGCAGGAAUCUGGAUUCUGUCUCCAAGACCAAGAUUACCUUUGUGCGCAGCAACAACCUGAACCCUGUACAUAGUUACUGUGAAGGCACGGGGAGUCUGACUCAGUUGGUGUGUGAGACCCCCCCUUUCUCCGAAGAGGAGUCAGAAGAAGGGCAUCUCUCCAUCAAGAUGGAUGGGACCAUUGAUCUCUGGAAGCAGAAGUUUUGGUAUCACCCACGCGGUGAACCUAUCUCCUUUGACACAUUGCGGCUAUCUCCAGAUCAGAAUGAAGUGUCUCUGCAUCACAGGAACCUGAACCUUGUCAGUUCCUGUAUGAAAAUCAUUAUGCUGGUGGGAGGAGUGGAUUGUAAGGCUGCAGUCCUGGUCAACGAAAUCACUUGCAGGAUCUCCAGUAACCUGACUAUCCCCAGUGAAGGUUUGCCUGUGACGGUCUCUGUCAAUGGGAAGGUGUAUGACGUGGGCAGGGUGAUCCGUGUCAGCAACAACUCUGCUGCAGUGGGCAUUGUGUUGGGCAUCCUAGCUGCACUGGUGGUAGGGGCUGUGCUGGCUUUCUUCAUCAUGAGACACUUGAGGAAGAUGAAGAAAGCUUCCCUGGCGGAGCACCGUUUGUCUUAUUUCUCCAACCAGGCCAGGGGUAACAGUAAUUCAGAAAUGUCUCCUGCUGGUGACUACAGACGAGAACUGUCUUUGCAGACAACGUCUGGAUCAGGUGCGAUGGCGUUUCCUGGUCUGGCCUACACCGGCAGCUUUGAUGCCUCCCUGAGACCCCUCAUGUAUCCAGAAAAGAUCUGUAUCGCCAACCUCCGGCCAGAGCUGCUGGAGGAGGUGAAGGAUGUGCUGAUCCCAGCUGAGCUGCUCAACGUGCAACACCAACAGAUCAUCGGCAAGGGUCAUUUUGGGACUGUGUGCCAUGGCUAUUUAAAUGACCAGAAUAACAGAGAAAUCCACUGUGCAGUGAAGUCCUUGAACAGGAUCACAGACAUGGAGGAGGUGGAGCAGUUUCUGCGGGAGGGGAUUCUGAUGAAGGGCUUCCACCACAUCAACGUUCUCUCCCUGCUGGGCAUCUUGAUGCCUGAGGAGGGGCUGCCCUUGGUGGUCCUCCCCUACAUGAAGCAUGGGGACCUUCGCCACUUCAUCCGCAGCAAGAACAGGAAUCCUACUGUGAAGGACUUGAUUGGCUUCGGACUACAUGUUGCCAAGGGGAUGGAGUACUUAGCAGAAAAUAAAUUUGUGCACAGAGACCUUGCAGCCCGUAAUUGCAUGCUGGAUGAGUCAUACACAGUGAAGGUGGCAGACUUUGGCAUGGCAAGGGAUGUCUUGGACAAAGAGUACUACAGUAUUCAGAACCACAGGAAGGCCAAGCUGCCGGUCAAAUGGAUGGCCAUCGAGAGCCUGCAGACACAGAAGUUUACCACCAAGUCUGAUGUGUGGUCCUUCGGUAUCUUGAUGUGGGAGCUGUUGACCCGAGGAGCCAGCCCCUACCCCGAGGUUGACCCCUAUGACAUCACUCAUUACUUGUUGAAGGGGCGGAGGCUUCCCCAGCCUCAGUUCUGUCCUGACUCUCUGUACACCAUCAUGCUCCAGUGCUGGAACCCUGAGCCAGAACAGAGGCCCAAAUUCACCACCCUCAUCUCUGAGGUGUCAGAGAUCCUGUCCAACAUGGAGGGGGACCACUACAUCAACCUCAAGGUCACCUACGUCAACGUGGACCAGCCCCGCCUCUACCCGCCCCUCACCGAGUCCGCGGAUGAGCUGGAGUCGGACUGUGCCAGCGAAGGCUCAGCCUCCAUGUGAGGGCGUCUGGAGACGGGCGCUGGGUCAGCAGGGGUUCAGUCAGCGGCUAGCCAAGGCUCACCUGCUGGAUACCUGGGGCUCAGCCAAUCCUCACAUCGAUUGUGGGAGUCGCCAGCUGAAUGGGAGCCCCUCGCUAGAAUGCUUGUGAAAACUGUGCCAUAGGUUUGUGGAAACCGUAUUUUAAAAUGGGGCCAUGUGUUGACUCAUGUUACCAUGGUAAAAGGUGACAAAUAGAAGAGCAGACCAGGUGGAACUCCCCCUCUCAAGAAAGCGGAAGGAUGCCUGCAGGGGGAUCUGAGGCACUGCAAACCCCCAUUUUAUUCCAUUUGUGUGCAUUAUGUCUGUGGCAUUUGUGUGUACUACGUAUGUCUGUGACAUCUGUGUGUACUGUCAGUGGCGUCUGUGUGUACUAUGUCUGCAGCAUUUUUGUAAACUAUAUCUGUGGCAUUCAUGUGUACUAUGUCUGUGGCAUUUGCGUGUAUUGCGUAUUGAUAUGAAAAAGACAUUUUCAGGUUAUUGAGUUUGUCACUGGAACACAGUGCUUGUCUAUUUCCCCUGCUCAUGCGCACAGAACUCUAUCAGGAGGGAGAACUGUAAAUAAGAUUCUAAAUGUGGAUUUUAUAUAUUUUUUGGAUCUUAUUUUCAUUACCAUGGACAUUUUCAUUUCAAAAAUGAAAUCACUGCUCCCACUUUGUCAAAGCCCUUUUUCAAGUCAAGUGUUGAGUCUUUAUACUUACAUACUCCUAUGCAGACAAGCCUCAAAGGAACAGUUUGAAAACAAGUACAUGCUUGUUUUGUAGUUUUCCAUUCACAUGGAUCUGUGAUGCUUUCCUAGAUUAGCCAUAUUGUGCUCAUAGGAAUCCAGUAGUCAAAUCCAGGGUGAAUUGGACAAAACAGCUAAAAUACUUUCCCCAGCCAUCUAUGAAAAGGAGAAGCAUGGACCAGUAUCAGACUGGCUGUUCUUUUAUCAGAUAACACCUAAAAAUAUUUUCCUUUUCUAACAUAUUACAGUACAACAAGCAGAGAAUUGUCUCACACACACACACACACACACACACACACACACACACACACACACACACACUCUCUGCUCUGCAUCAAGGGAGAUAAUUUUAUUUCUAUUCAUAGAAUAAAGUCUCACUGGGAGUUCUGAGACCGAGCAUUAUGGCAGCAUUGACGGCACAGUUCAUUUUUUCAUCCAUUGGAGAAUAGUGUUCAUUUCUAUGACUAAACACAAUCUUAUGUUUUUCUAAGAAAGAAGUCAUUUCCUCUUGGCAAGCUUUGUCUAACAAGACAAGAGCUGUUCCUCUUCUGCAGACUGAGACUGUUUUAACAAAAGGAUUUCUUUGACAGAAUGGGAUCUUUACAGAAUGUAUUUUUUGCACCUGGAAAUAGGGACAGGAAUAGGAUGGACAAUAAAUGGUGCGCCUACACACACACACACACACACACACACACACAUGCACAUACACACACAUGCACACACACACCUACACACACACAUACACACACACAGGAAUGCACAUACUGAACAAUCCUUUUUACAUUAGCGGUAGGUUAUUGGUCUGAUAUAAUUUCAUUGACAUCGCAAAGAGAGGCAGAAACUUGACAGGGUUAAGUGACUCAUCAUUUAAUGUUUAAUGAUCAGAGUAUUCACUCUUUUCACAUAUUUAAACCAUUUGGGGAAAUAAUGAAAAAGUAUGAUUAUUCAGAAAUGUUAGAAAUUUCACAUUUGGGUAACAUGUGCUGGAUUCGAAAUAUGCUUUAACUUUAAUGAAGCCACUGGGGGCCUAUCUAUGCUUGAAAACAAGCUUCCAGUGACUAACCCCAGUGUGCCUGACUGAGGGAGAGGAUGAGACGAAAGGUUAGCGGCUUGGUUCAUUGCACUAAUAAACUCAGGCAGAAUUUAUUUUAUGCUUGUAUAAAAUGCCUAUAUUAUCUUCCCAAAUUUGGCUUUGGGAAAUGUCAGAUUUUUUUUUCCUCUGCUUUUCAAUUGGAAGGAUGCAGUAGGAUGAGACCAAGGAGUCACAGCUUAAAUCUUGUUCAAUUUUCACAUUUAAAACAUCAAUAAAAGAAUGUCCAUACUCUUGUAUUAA